AUGUUUAGGGAUAACGAUGGAGCAGGAGGAAACACAAAUUUCCUUGGACCCCAUAUAGAGGGGGUUCAUGCCCCCCCUGGAAGCGCGAACACCUUUGAUUUAUUUACGAAAUAUAAAGUGUUGACCCCGUGUGUUAUUUUCUACUUCCUUGUGAUAUAUCUCUUGAAUGCUCUGCGUACUGGGUGCAUGAUGCUCAUCGAGAAAAUAUACAACGAGUUAAUGAAACUGUACAUGUCAUUCAUGAAAAAGGACAAAGACAUGACCAACAUGGGAUACUACUUCGAUGGAAACAGGUAUGGAAACAAGUAUGGUACCCAGCAUUUAAAUAGCAGCAUGGACAUGCGUAUAAGCCCCAUUAUAAGCAACGAAAAGGACAGGUCACAGUAUAUGAGUAGAAAAAAUGCAAACAGAGGACCUGUAUUGUAUGGCCUAUUGGACGACGAACAAGGAGCAAACCUCCGCCUAAAAGGUGACUCCCUAUACAAAAAAAUAAACGUAUUUGAUAGUCAAAUGAAUAAUGAGUUAGAAGAAGAAUAUGAUGAGGAUGAGUUCUCAGAUGAUGAUUCAGAAUAUGAUUUAGAAGAUGAUGACUACGAGGACGAUUACCACCUCUUCGACGAUGACGACGAGGAUGACAAGUUGAAUACCUACGAAGGACCCAACAGAAACAUGCGUACAAGAGGGGAAAAAAUGAUAAAGGCAGAGCUACCAAAAGAUGUAAACAAACCUGUAACAACAGAUAUACCAAAUGAACUAAAAGAAUUUCUGAAAAAUGGAAUGGACAAAAAUGUAUUCGACGAAUGGUCGAAUCAUGUUAAUUUGAAACCAAUAGACACAACGCAGAACGGUAGCGAAAAUACACAGCUGACACUCAACGAACAGAUAGUCCAAUCAAUUCUAAAGGAUGAGGUCGUCAAUAGAGCGGAAGCAAACACGCAGUUAAUAAAUCUCAACGCGUGGAAAGAUGUAUCACAAUUGAAUAGCGAACUCAAUGAUGCGAAAAAUAAGCAUAAGGAUAAAAAAAACGAACAUGAGCAAAAAGCUACUGAAAUGAGACAGCUCGAAGAAGAAAUUAAUGAAAUCCAAAAACAAAUUGAAAAUGUGGAACAGAACAGGAACGUUCAUGCUGACCCGAAUGAAGAGUACAGACACCUGUUUUUUCUGUACCCACAAAAUAAAAUGGUCCACGAGGAAGAAAAAAAAGGACUCCUCAUGGAGCUGCAACAUAAAUAUAAAAUCAAAGUGGAAGAAAAGCAAAAUCUGCUUGACCACAUGCAUAAGGUGAAGAAUGAAAUGCAGCGCGCGGCCGACCAGGUGAUCGUCCUGUGCGCAAGUAUUAUAGCCAAGGAGCAGGCAGAGAAACAUAAGGAAAAAGUAAACCAGCCGUCUGGACAACAGCCGUCGCUGGAAACCAAAGCGGAAGAGCAGCUACCAAAUAUGUCGAACCUGUUAAACUCACCACAAGUACCGCCAACACCAUCGCUAGCAUCGCUACGGGCUCAACUGAAAGGAGCAUGCCUUCCGGCGUGGGUAGAGGAAUUGCCAGAGCAAGUCAAAAUUAGUAUUCUAUCCGAUUUGCAGCAAAAACUUGGAAUGAUGGAUUCCAAAAUAAACCCACAAGGAGAAAAUAUUGAACAACACCUGAACUAUGCCUACUGA
Messenger RNA from Plasmodium fragile, 1659 nucleotides. RefSeq lists its product as uncharacterized. Bases 1 to 1659 code for a protein of 552 amino acids. The transcript is spliced from 2 exons. The record is from RefSeq and is a predicted model, not a curated record. Lineage: Eukaryota; Apicomplexa; Aconoidasida; Haemosporida; Plasmodiidae.